AUGGCCGCGCCCGCAAUCCGCGUGGCUCGCACAGCCGCCACAAAAGCCCGUAGCCUGCUGGCCACAGUCCAAUACACCCACCCCCCCAACUGCCCCUGCCACUCCAAUCCCAACCAUCACCACAACCACAAGACUCCCUCGCUCAUGAACCAUGUCAAGCGGCACCUGGCCACCCCCACCGACCCCUCCCGCGAAAAGGAAUAUGCCUUUGAGAUGGCGGCGUCCAGCAUCCGGUUCGGCCCCGGCUCGACCAAGGAGGUCGGCAUGGACUUUAAGAAUAUGGGUGCCAAGCGCGUGUGCAUCGUCACCGACUCGAACGUGGCCAAGUUGGAUGCGAUGAGGCAGGCUGUGGAGGGGCUGACGAGGGAGGGGAUCGAGUUCACGAUUUAUGAUAAGGUGAGGACGGAGCCCAAGGAUAGCUCGGUCAAGGAGGCGAUUGCGUUUGCGAAACCGUAUAAUCCGGAUGCGUUCCUUGCUGUUGGUGGUGGCUCCGUCAUCGACACGGCCAAACUCAUGAAUCUAUACACCGUCUACCCCGAAGCCGACUUCCUCGACUUUGUCAACGCCCCCCUCGGCAAAGGUCUCCCCGUCGCAAAGCGACUUCUCCCCCUCGUCGCCGUCCCAACAACAGCAGGCACGGGCUCCGAAACCACCGGUACCGCCAUCUUCGAUCUCGUCUCGAAAAAGGCCAAAACCGGCAUCGCCCACCGCAACCUCAAGCCCACCCUCGGCAUCUGCGACCCUCUCAACACGCGCACCAUGCCCUCGGCCGUCCACGCCUCCUCGGGCCUCGACGUGCUCUGCCACGCCCUCGAGUCCUGGACCGCCAUCCCCUAUAACGAGCGCACGCCCCGGCCCACCAACCCCAUCAACAGACCCGCCUACCAAGGCGCAAACCCCAUCUCCGACAUCUUCUCCCUGCAGGCCCUCCGCAGCACCGUGCAGUAUCUGCCUCGCGCGGUACGCGACCCGGACGACCAUGACGCGCAGUCGAACAUGCUUCUCGCCGCCACUUUGGCAGGCGUGGGCUUCGGCAACGCCGGCGUGCAUCUGUGCCACGGAAUGAGUUAUCCCAUCUCAAGCCAGAACCCAGGCUACAAGCAUGUGGGCUAUGAUGUUGACCACCCGAUUAUCCCCCACGGUGUCUCUGUCGCGGUGACCGCGCCCGCGGUGUUCCGGUUCACGGCCGCGUCGAAUCCAGACCGUCAUUUGGCGGCCGCGGAGGCGUUCGGCGUGGACAUAAGCAAUGUGAAGCGGGAGAGUGCGGGCGAAGUGCUGGGUGAGGCGAUUGCCAACUUUUUGAUCAAGUUGGGUGAUCAGCCGAGAGGCUUGAAAGAUUUGGGCUUCAAGGCGGCGGAUGUGGAGGGUUUGGUCGAGGGGACGAUUCCGCAGAAGCGAGUCUUGAUGUUGGCGCCGAACUUGAGUGAAGAGUUGGAGGCCGAGAGGGGAGAGUUGCGGAAGUUGUUGGAAGAGUCGCUGGAGUAUUAA
Penicillium diatomitis is the source of this 1488-nucleotide messenger RNA. RefSeq names its product hydroxyacid-oxoacid transhydrogenase. Gene Ontology annotation, cellular component: mitochondrion. Gene Ontology annotation, molecular function: alcohol dehydrogenase (NAD+) activity; metal ion binding. NCBI's taxonomy places the organism in Eukaryota, Fungi, Ascomycota, Eurotiomycetes, Eurotiales, Aspergillaceae. The record is from RefSeq and is a predicted model, not a curated record. The transcript has 2 exons. The coding region runs from base 1 to 1488 and encodes 495 amino acids.